This is a messenger RNA of Penicillium paradoxum, 2061 nucleotides long. RefSeq names its product sodium:solute symporter family protein. Gene Ontology annotation, cellular component: plasma membrane. The transcript has 4 exons. Gene Ontology annotation, molecular function: urea transmembrane transporter activity; spermidine transmembrane transporter activity; putrescine transmembrane transporter activity. Lineage: Eukaryota; Fungi; Ascomycota; Eurotiomycetes; Eurotiales; Aspergillaceae. The coding region runs from base 1 to 2061 and encodes 686 amino acids. Gene Ontology annotation, biological process: urea transmembrane transport; putrescine transport; spermidine transport. The record is from RefSeq and is a predicted model, not a curated record.
AUGUCGUCGGACGGGGUAGCAUUUACGGCGCCGUUGUCCCAGAGCUUUGGAUAUGGAAUUAUUCUGGGACUAGGCUUUGCCUUUGCUUUGAUAAUGAUCUUUAUCACCUGGGCUUUGAGACGCUACCAGAAUGAAGUGCAAACAUCAGAAAUGUUCUCAACCGCUGGCCGAUCUGUCAAAUCGGGACUGGUAGCCGCCGCGGUAGUCAGCAGUUGGACAUGGGCUGCAACCCUUCUCCAGUCAUCUGCCGUCGCAUACCAAUACGGCGUAUCGGGCCCAUUUUUCUAUGCAUCAGGCGCUUGUGUCCAGAUCAUCCUAUUCGCAACACUCGCCAUCGAAUUGAAGCGCCGCGCACCCAACGCACACACUUUCUUGGAAGUCAUCAGCGCUCGCUAUGGAACUACUGUUCAUAUUGUGUUCAUUGUCUUCUGUCUGAUGACCAACAUCCUCGUUACUGCUAUGUUGCUCACUGGUGGAUCGGCUGUUAUGACCUCCUUAACUGGUGUGCCCACUGCGGCGGCCUGUUUCCUGCUUCCUAUCGGCGUGGUGCUAUACACUCUCUUUGGGGGUAUCAAGGCUACUUUUAUCACGGAUUACAUGCACACUGUGGUGAUUCUCGUUGUCAUUCUCCUCUUCGCUUUUUCUGCCUACGCUACCAACGCUGAGCUGGGAUCUCCAUCAAAGGUGUAUGAUGCGCUGGUUUCUGCCUCUCAACGCCACCCCGUUGAGGGCAAUGCGGAAGGUAGCUAUCUUACCAUGCGCUCCAAAGAGGGUGGAAUCUUUUGGGUGAUCAACUUAGUUGGAAACUUCGGCACUGUCUUUUUGGACAACGGUUACUACAACAAAGCCAUCGCCGCCAGCCCGGUCCAUGCAUUCCCCGGAUACGUGAUUGGCGGUAUUUGCUGGUUCGCAAUUCCUUGGCUAUGCGCCAGCACAAUGGGUCUUUCCGCGCUUGCACUAGAGGGCACACAGCGCAUGAGUUCUGACGAUGUCACCGCCGGACUUGUGCUUCCAUUCGCUGCCGUCAAGCUACUCGGCUAUAGCGGUGCUGUCGCUACAACACUGAUGAUCUUUAUGGCUGUGACAUCCGCAUUCUCCGCGCAGCUCAUCGCCGUCUCUUCGAUCUUUACUUACGACAUCUACGCGGCCUACAUCGAUCCCAAUGCCAAGGGCAAGAGACUCGUCUGGAUCUCGCACAUGUCCUGCAUCGUCUAUUCAAUCAUUAUGGCAGCCUUCGCAACGGGUCUAUACUACGCCGGCAUCGGAAUGGGAUAUCUCUACCUAUUGAUGGGCGUGAUUAUCUCUUCAGCCGUCUUCCCAGGCGCCAUGACACUCCUCUGGAAGGGCCAGAAUCACAUUGCAGCAGCCGUGUCACCACCUCUCGGCUUAGCAGUAUCCCUCAUCGCCUGGCUAGUCACCGCAAAGAAAGAAUCUGGAAUCCUGACAGUUGAGAGCACCGGUGCCAACUACCCCAUGCUUGCCGGUAAUGUCGCCGCUCUACUCAGCCCAUUAAUCUUCGUCCCAGUCCUUACCUACAUUUUCGGCCCCCAAAACUACGACUACGAAUCAAUGCGCGCAAUCCGCAAAGUCGACGACACAGAAGUCGCCGCGGCCGCUCACGUCGACCUCGAACUUAUUCCUGGUGAGGCGGGUCCCACGCAAGAUGAAAGCGAAGAAGAGACGCGCAAGCUCAACCGCGCAGCACUGUACGCGCGUACUUUGACGCUCUUCAUGGCGUUCGCGUUCUUGAUUCUCUGGCCGAUCCCGAUGUAUGGGUCGUCGUAUGUGUUCAGUAAGAAGUUCUUCACGGGCUGGGUGGUUGUCGGGAUUAUUUGGUUGUUUGGUACGAUAUUUGGUGUUGUGGUUUUCCCGUUGUAUGAAGGACGGGCGAGUAUUGUUCGUGUUGUGCGGAUGAUGUCACUUGAUCUUAUGGGAAGGAAGCCGAAGAUCUAUCGGGGGACAAAAGCUGGUGCGGAUGAUGUUGCUACGCCUUCUGGGGUGGCGACGCCGACGGAGGUGAUUGGGGAGAAGGAUAAGACGGGGUUUGAGAAGGAGGUUUGA